Messenger RNA from Gastrolobium bilobum, 2599 nucleotides. RefSeq lists its product as uncharacterized. NCBI's taxonomy places the organism in Eukaryota, Viridiplantae, Streptophyta, Magnoliopsida, Fabales, Fabaceae. The coding region runs from base 156 to 2309 and encodes 717 amino acids. Gene Ontology annotation, biological process: translational initiation. The transcript is spliced from 8 exons. The record is from RefSeq and is a predicted model, not a curated record. Gene Ontology annotation, molecular function: GTPase activity; GTP binding; translation initiation factor activity.
AAUUUCGAGUUUGUAUGUCGUAGCGAAAGAGUGGCUAUGGCUAUGGUGGUGGUAAUGACCCCUUCCCUUGCCGUCGUCGUUUCUCAGCUCAAGAAACAAUCCUUUCUUCGGUAAACCACAGAAAUCGUGUUUCUCACAGAAUUAUAUGCUUAUAAAUGGCGUGGUGGAAGCUAGGAAAGAAGAGAAUAUAUAUGAAUUUCACUAGAGCUUUGACUACAAUGCCAGUUAGGCAUGUGGCAGGGUCAAGCUUUACACCUAUCUUUGUGGCACAAUCUAUUUAUGCAUCAGCAAGAUGCAUGCCAGAUUUCAUCAGCCAGUCAUCUCUUGGAAUGGCUGGUUUUUGCAGUGGGACUAAAGAAUGUGGAAUACGGUGCUUCCAUUCUAGCUCUCAAGUCUGGGCAAGUGUUGAUGAAUUUGGUUUGAAGACCCAAAGGAAGGAAAAGUAUGUGAGAAGGGACAGAAGCCAACCACCUGUUGAAGCUCCAUAUGUCCCUCGUAAUGUCCAAGCUAUCAAAUCUAAUCCUGACAAAACAGUAGAAAUAUUUGAAGGCAUGACCCUUGUUGAACUGGCAAAGCGUACUGGAAAAUCAAUAUCUUCUUUGCAGGAUAUCCUCACAAAUGUUGGUGAAAAGAUUGAAUCAGAGUUUGAGCCUCUGGGCAUGGAUAUUGCAGAGCUUGCUGCAAUGGAGGUUGGUGUCAAUGUCAAGAGGCUACAUUCAGCUGAAGGUGCAGAAAUUUUACCACGUCCUGCAGUUGUAACAGUGAUGGGUCAUGUUGAUCAUGGUAAAACUUCUCUUCUUGAUGCUUUGCGUCAAACAUCAGUGGCAGCCAAGGAGGCUGGUGGCAUAACUCAGCAUCUAGGUGCUUUUGUGGUGGUCAUGCCUACAGGAGCUGCAAUCACAUUUCUUGACACUCCUGGUCAUGCUGCAUUUAGUGCAAUGCGGGCAAGAGGCGCAGCAGUCACAGAUAUAGUAGUGCUAGUUGUUGCUGCUGAUGAUGGCAUGAUGCCUCAAACACUGGAAGCCAUGUCCCAUGCAAAGGCAGCUAAUGUACCAAUGGUAGUUGCAAUUAAUAAAUGUGAUAAACCAGGUGCAAAUCCUGAAAGAGUAAAACUGCAGCUUGCUUCAGAGGGUUUGGUGCUGGAGGAGAUGGGUGGGGAUGUUCAGGUUGUUGAAGUCUCAGCAACUGCAAAAACUGGAAUGGAUAACCUAGAGGAAGCUUUACUCCUUCAGGCUGAUAUGAUGGAUCUGAAAGCACGAUUUGAUGGGCCUGCUCAAGCAUAUGUGGUGGAAGCAAGACUUGACAAAGGACGGGGUCCAUUGGUAACUACUAUAGUGAAGGCAGGGACUCUAGUUUGUGGCCAGCAUGUGGUUGUAGGCUCACAGUGGGGAAGAAUAAGAGCUAUUAAAGAUAUGGCAGGGAGGUUAACUCAGCGAGCAACACCUGCAAUGCCUGUUGAGAUUGAAGGGCUUCGAGGGCUACCGAUGGCUGGUGAUGACGUUAUCGUUGUUCAGUCCGAGGAGCGAGCUAGAAUGCUUAGUUCUGGUAGGAAAAAGAAAUCUGAGGAGGACAGGCUUAGGAGUAAGAUGAUCCAGGACAAGCCAACUACUUCAGAUGAUUCUGAGGAGGUUCCGCAGUGGGUUGAAAUGCCAGUAAUAGUAAAAGCAGAUGUUCAGGGAACUGUUCAAGCUGUCACAGAUGCAUUGAGAACUUUAAAUAGUUCUCAGGUUUUUGUGAAUGUUGUCCAUGUUGGCGUCGGGCCUAUUUCUCAAUCUGAUGUGGACUUAGCACAGGCUUGUGGUGCAUGCAUUGUAGGAUUCAAUGUCAAGAGUCCACCUACUUCUCUGAACCAGGCAGCCACUCGUGCCAGUAUAAAGGUAAUUAGGCACAGCGUAAUUUACCACCUCUUGGAGGACAUAGGCAAAUUGAUAAUAGAGAAGGCCCCUGGGACUUCUGAGACCAAGGUAGCUGGACAGGCAGAAGUGCUGAAUAUCUUUGAAGUCAAAGGUAGCAAGUCCAAGGGACCUGAUGUUAAGAUAGCUGGUUGUCGGGUUGUUGAUGGUUUUCUGAGCAGUUCAGGAACCAUGAGGCUUCUUAGGAGUGGGGAAGUUGUGUUUGAAGGACUUUGUGCAUCUCUUAAGAGGGAGAAGCAGGAUGUGGAUACUGUCAAGAAGGGAAAUGAGUGUGGAUUAGUAAUCAGUAAUUGUUAUGAUUUUCAGAUUGGAGACGUCAUCCAAUGCUUGGAACAAGUUGUUAGGAAGCCCAAGUUCAUCAAGUCUGAGAGUGGUGCUGUUCGAAUUGAGUGCUGAUAAUGUUGAUAAUUCUUUCAAUACUCAUUUUUUUUGGGAUGGAAUCACACCCGAGCCGGAAGAAUAACUAAAUAUGGAUAGAUUAUUAGACUAGUUAAUUUUUGUUGUACCAAAAAAAGUAAAGAGCAAUUAAUUUUUGAAACAUAAUUUUAAUAGCUUAGUAUAUUAGUAUUUAGCUUGUGCGUUACAUGUGUACUUACCGGUGUUUAAGGAUCAUAUGUCAGAGCCGCAGCUCUAUACUUCCUUAAAAGAAUACAAAUGCAUUAAUUGUACCAAUAAGCCUACAAAAA